This is a messenger RNA of Somion occarium, 1737 nucleotides long. The record is from the annotation of a GenBank genome assembly. Lineage: Eukaryota; Fungi; Basidiomycota; Agaricomycetes; Polyporales; Cerrenaceae.
GCCUUUUGCGAUGAUCUCCAAAUGCUGAGUUACGACCACGGCCAUGCGACUGCCACUUUAGUUUCCUCCUCUAUCGUUAUUUUGAAACACGAACACGAUAUAUACCACUCAGGGGUUCGACCUACGCGAUUCAACCCGAAACGACACCACUCUACAGCUCCUGGUCAACACCACCACCACUUGCAUGCGCAGAAGUUGGGUUUGGGACCUGUCAGGAUACACUAGAAUGUCACGUAGGAGGAGUUCGUCAGACCAUCAUAAUCGUCUUCCCUCAUGGCGGACCGUAGCCUCACCUCGCUUUUCUGCGGGUUUUGCACGGGCACGCUCUAUACCCCUCAAAUGGAAGAUACUCCUCCUUCUCCUCGUCAUCCUUCUUCUCAUAUCCCCCAUUCUCAUAUGGGAACCACAUAUUGAAAUUUCGAUAUAUGACCGGAAAUGGGUCAAGGAGGAAGUCGAGGAUUUGUGGCCUAUAUCAACAUGUUUCGACCACCGACGGAUAUCCCCUCAUUAUAAUAUCACCAAGUCGUUGCUUGCGCCGAAACGAACUCAAGUCCAUGCUGGGCUACCGUUACGCCUCGGCAUGGAUUGUUAUAACUUUGCUGGCACCGUACAUCCAGACGAACAUCCGCAGGGAUGGUUGCCUCCAGACCAACGGACGCAUUAUCAUACAUAUUGGCGCACAGACCUUGCACCGUUCUCCGAGAGACAAGAGUGGUUGCUCAAGUCCUUCUUCGCCACACAAAACGUCCAGACGUCGCGACUAAUCCUAUGGUCCAAUGGGGACCUCAGUGGAAACGAGGUAUUGCAGAAGUGGUUGAAGUGGUACCCGGACGCGUUUGUGUUGAAGGUGGUGGAUUAUGAACAGUUGGCUCAGGGGACGGAGUUGGCCAAUAGUGAGUUGUUGAGGGUGAAGGAUACGAAGGCGUGGAUAGACGGGGACUUGGUUCGGUUGCUGGUGUUGUGGGCAUAUGGCGGAGUAUGGGUGGAUAUGGACUCCCUUCUGACGAGAGACCUUUCCCCGUUGCUAGAACACGAGUUCGUCACGCAAUGGGAUUGCUAUGACAAGCUCUAUGUACCCUUUAACGGCGCCCUCAUGAACUUUCACAAAAAUUCACCAUACCUCUGUGAAGCAUUUCACAUCAUGACCACUUCAUCCCCUCCACGACAAGGCACGACCGACUGGGGCGCAACGCUCUACCUCAAGCUCUGGCGUCGACUCGUCGCCUCCUCUGUUCGGCCCUUUUCAGUCCUCCCAUGGUGUUUCUCAGACGGACGUUCAUGUCGGCUCGACAAUCGGCUUCCAGAUCCGUUCCAGCCCGAUCCUCGGAAUGGUGAAUGGACGUUUGGUCUGAAGAUGGAAGAAGGUGGAGGCCUUGAUCGCGUGUUGAGCAGCCAGGUGUUCUCCGUACAUCUACAUAACCAAUGGACAAAGCCGUUCCCGAAAGGAGGUUGGGUGGAGAGGUUGCUUUUGAGGAGAUACGACCAAAAGCUGCAGCGAUCACCGUCCGGACGGAAAAUCAGACGCACAUUGUGAUUGGGAUGUCGUCGUCUCGUCGUAUAACGAAUUUUGUACUUCAUUAAUGACCCAUUAUAGUUUAAUCAACGUCUUAAUGUAUAGAUAUUCUUUAUUUACAUCCAUGCACUAGCCCUUCGGUUAUGAGAAAUCUCGAGAACAAUCUCGUAGGGCAGUAAUCUCCAUAUGCGGACAUGGCUAUCCUAAUUUGGCUAUACCUUCUC